Molecule: messenger RNA, 1404 nt
Organism: Saitoella complicata NRRL Y-17804
Lineage: Eukaryota; Fungi; Ascomycota; Saitoellomycetes; Saitoellales; Saitoellaceae
Exons: 5
Coding region: 1-1404 (467 amino acids)
Molecular function (GO): metalloaminopeptidase activity; manganese ion binding
Source: RefSeq, a predicted model, not a curated record
AUGAUCUCUCCUGAAAACGACAAGUCUAUCAAGUACCCAGCAAAGGCACACCUCCGGAAGGUUGCGAGCUACCUGCCUGACGCUGCCGGGCAUGCUUCAGCCAUUGUUUACAUGAAAGGAACGCCGGAGCGACUCCGAGCAACCGACGCUGACAGUGUCCUGCCAUUCUUUCAGCAUUCCAAUUUCUUCUACGUGACGGGCAUUACUCAGCCUAAUCUUGAACUAAUCUACCACAUCAACACUGGGAAGCUCGCUAUCUUCCGACCAGCGAGAAGCGUGAGAGAAAUCGCAUUCAAUGGCCGUCCGCCCUCUCCGAAGGAAGUGAUGGCCCAGUAUGAGGUUGAUCACGUUUACGAGGCUGAUUACUUGCUGGAUCAUAUAAAGGCGCUGAGCCCAUCCGUUAUCUACACGUUGCCGGAUGAGUUGCCGCCCGUGGCACGUAAGGGAGUCAUUAAUGACAAUGCGUCCCUGAUCGAGGCACUGCAUGUCGCUCGUGUUGUCAAGGACGACUUUGAAGUGCAACAGAUCAUCGAAGCGUGUAGAAUCUCGACGGCGGCUCAUCAUGCUUGCGGCAGACGGUUGAGGCGGGCGACGAAUGAGAGGGAGCUGGAAGCAACUUUCGUGUACGAAUGCAUUCUGAGAGGCGGGAAGAACCAGGCAUAUGAGCCUAUCGUUGCUGGAGGCUCGAACGCGGCCACAUUGCAUUACAUCAGGAAUGACGAAGAUUUCAAAGGAAAGGAUUUGCUUCUCAUCGACGCAAGCUGCGAGUUUGAUCAUUACACGAGCGAUAUCACAAGGACGUAUCCAAUCUCCGGAAAGUUCUCAGGAGAAGCAAAGACCGUAUACGAGAUUGUAUUGUCUACUCAGAAGGGCUGUAUUGAUGCGGUAAAGCCGGGCAUUACCUUACGCAUCCUUAAUGAUAUGGCGGCGAAGUCCAUCGGAAAGCAGCUGAAGGGCGUCAGUAUAAUUAAGGAGGAUGCGGAUUCGGACACGGUGAGGAAAUUGGUAUCCAGUUUCAUGCCUCACGGUUUGGGUCACCAUCUGGGACUGGACGUGCACGAUGUUAGUCCCGCGACAACCAAGUUCAAGCAAUGUUCGAGGAAUCGUCGGCAGAUCCCUGCCGACUCUCCGGAAUUUCAGGCUCUUGCAGACCUGGUGCUGACUCCCGGGAUGUGCUUGACGGUGGAACCUGGUGUGUACUUCAAUGACUACCUUUUGGACUUGCUGAAGGAGGAUGCCGAGCAAGCGGCUUGGAUAAAUUGGGAAGUCUUGGAGAAGUACAGGUCGGUGGGAGGGGUACGGAUUGAGGAUUGCGUUCUGAUCACGGAGGACGGCCAUGACAUUCUGAGCACGGCGGUAAAGGAGGUUAAGGAUGUAGAGGCCCUCGUCCAAGGGUGGAUGUAG